AUGGACGUUCUGCAACUUGUAUCCCGUCUCAAUCGUGACACUGCUCUGCAGGCUGUGGGGACAUCCGUGGCCCUGUACGUGGCGUACCGAGUGGUCAAACUCGUGGUCUGGUAUCGGCGUUUCUUCAGCUUCUUCAACAACUGUCAGGGCGUCAAGGAGUUUAACUGGAGGUCUGGGAACCUGCAUGUGCUGCCCCAGGACUUCGAGAAACGUGCCGAAGUGGAGCAGGAAUGGAUGAAGAGAUUCCCCAAGUACUACCGGCUCUGGGUAGGGCCUCUUAAUCCAGUCAUCAGGGUCUACCACCCAGAUACCAUCAGACCCAUCAUCAAGUCCACAGAGCCAAAACCAAGGGGAUUUGGGGCCCAAUAUGAAACAGUAGUGCCCUGGCUCGGGGAGGGUCUCCUGAUCGCUGGGGGACAACGCUGGUACCGAGCUCGUCGACUCCUUACCCCCGCCUUCCACUUCGACAUCCUUAAACCCUACGUCGAAGUCUCCAACAACGCUAUCGACACUAUGAUGGCUAAGAUUGACAAUCACAUCAAGGAAGGCACCAGCUUUGAGUUGUUCAACAUGAUCAGUCUGUGUACAUUUGAUAUCCUGUUGAGAUGCGCCAUGUCGGUCAAGGAAAACAUACAGCAACAGGGGCAAACACAUCCGUAUGUAAGCGCAGUGAAUGACUUGCUCACCCUGGCUACAAUCCGAUACUUCAACCCACUGUACUUCUUUGACUUCGUCUUUUACAACACGUCCAAGGGGAAGAAGUUUAAGGAGCGUUGUGACUUUGUACAUAGCUGGGCGGAAGGCAUCAUCGACAAGAGGCGACAGGAUUUGGAGAGAGAUGGUCCCCCCAAGGCCCGCUACCUGGACUUCCUUGACGUCCUGCUCAGUGCCAAGGAUGCUGAUGGCAAGGGUCUCACCCCGCUAGAGGUCAGGAAUGAAGUCGACACGUUUCUAUUUGCAGGUCACGACACAACAGCCAGUGCGAUCUCAUGGACGCUGUUUACCAUGGCCUCCAAACCCGAGUUCCAGACCAGGGUCCAGGAGGAAGUGGACACCUUGCUGGAAGGAAGAGAAUCCAAGCACAUCAAAUGGGAUGACAUCCACAAGAUGGAAUAUCUAGCCCGGGUUCUGAAGGAAGGGAUGAGGUUACACUCGCCAGUCCCGUUCGUCAGUCGGAGACUAGAACAUCCCAUGGAGCUGGACGGGAAGGUCUUUCCAGUAGGAACAAUGGUCGCACUGGGCAUAUGGAAUGUUCAUCACAACCCAGACUUGUGGGAGAAGCCGGAUGUGUUUGACCCCGACCGUUUCCUGCCUGAGAACAUCCAGAAGCAGAACACCUACUCAUACAUCCCCUUCUCUGCUGGCCCACGAAACUGCAUUGGGCAACAUUUCGCCCAGAACGAGGAAAAGGUCAUAAUAGGGAGAAUUCUCCAGAGAUACAAGUUAGAGGUAGAUACAAGCUACAAGGUUGGGAGAAGGUUUGCUGGCGUGAUGAAGUCCACUGAAGGUCUGUGGGUGUACGCCAAACACAGAAACUGAACAUUCCAGCAGAAGGUGGACAUUCCGGUCUCAUGAAAACAAUGAUGACUGAUGCUGAUCUACACAGAUAUAUUCCACUUGAUU
This is a messenger RNA of Haliotis rubra (blacklip abalone), 1623 nucleotides long. Its product is annotated as cytochrome P450 4F2-like. The record is from RefSeq and is a predicted model, not a curated record. NCBI's taxonomy places the organism in Eukaryota, Metazoa, Mollusca, Gastropoda, Lepetellida, Haliotidae. Gene Ontology annotation, molecular function: monooxygenase activity; iron ion binding; oxidoreductase activity, acting on paired donors, with incorporation or reduction of molecular oxygen. The transcript has 11 exons. Bases 1 to 1539 code for a protein of 512 amino acids.